CAAAAUGAAAAACCCUAAGCCAUAACCCCCCUUCUCUUCCUCUCUGCACGAAGACGAAGCAGAAGAAGAGUUCUUUGUAUCUUUUGCUUUGACAGGCUCUUGAGAAAAUGGCUACGGCAGGCCCAGAUUACGAGCCGCUGCGAGAGCUAUUUCAGCACCAUAUCGACUCCUUCGAUCACUUGGUGGAGUUUGGGUUGGAGACUCUGCUCAUGAGCGUGAAACCUGUUGAAGUCGUUGAUUCAUUCACCAAACAGAAGCUUCGAAUUUGGUUUGGGCAACCGGAGUUAUACCCACCUCAAAAGGAGCGUUCUGCCCGGACAAUGCGCGAUGCAUUAUAUCCUUUCGAGUGUAGGCAAGCAAAAAUUUCAUAUUCGGGGAAGCUUUUGGCUGAUGUUUGCUUUCAAUAUGGGAAUGGAGUUGUCAUUAGAGAAAAAUUUAAUCUUGGGCAGUUUCCUAUAAUGUUAAAGUCUAAACUAUGUCACUUGAGAGGUGCCGAUCCCCAAAAGUUAGUUUCUUGCAAAGAAGAGUCAUCAGAAAUGGGCGGUUACUUCAUUUUGAAUGGGCUUGAGAGAGUUGUUCGACUUCUGAUCUUGCCAAAGCGAAACUAUCCAAUGAGCAUGGUGCGGAAUUCAUUUCGUGAUCGCCGAGAGGGAUAUACUGAUAAAGCAGUUGUCAUAAGGUGUGUAAGAGAAGAUCAAUCUGCAGUAACAGUCAAAUUGUAUUACCUUCGUAAUGGAAGUGCAAGACUUGGAUUUUGGAUACAAGGGAGGGAAUACUUGCUUCCUGUGGGUGUUGUUCUAAAGGCUCUGAUUGACACUACUGAUCAUGAAAUUUAUGAGAGUUUGACAUGUUGCUACAGUGAGAAAUAUGAAGGGGGAAAGGGUGCUGUUGGCACUCAGCUUGUGGGUGAAAGGGUGAAAAUUAUCCUUGAUGAAGUUCGGGAUUUGUCUCUUUUUACACGCCAUCAAUGUCUCCAGCAUAUUGGAGAGCAUUUCCAACUGGUGAUGGAUGGACUGGAAAAUGAAAGUUAUUCCAUUGUUGCAGAUGCAGUUCUUAGAGAAUACAUAUUUGUUCACCUUGAUAACAAUUAUGACAAAUUCAAUCUGCUCAUCUUCAUGGUGCAGAAGCUUUUCUCACUUAUAGAUCAGACUUCUGUGCCAGACAACCCUGAUGUAUUGCAGAAUCAGGAAGUAUUACUGCCUGGUCACUUGAUCACUAUUUAUCUCAAGGAAAAACUACAAGAGUGGCUGUACAAGGCAAGACGACUUCUUCAAGAUGAGAUCAACAAAAGCAAAAAUUUCGAAUUCAGCAGCUUGGCCCAUGUUAAGAAGGUCAUGGAUAAAAAUCCUUCAAGACAAAUCAGCUUAGCUGUUGAGAAUAUGUUGAAGACUGGAAGACUCGUCACACAAUCUGGUUUAGAUCUACAACAGCGUGCAGGCAUGACUGUUCAGGCAGAAAGGCUUAAUUUUCUUCGUUUUCUUUCUCAUUUUCGAGCUGUUCAUCGUGGGGCUUCAUUUGCUGGACUUCGCACCACGAGUGUGCGAAAAUUGCUACCUGAAGCUUGGGGUUUUCUUUGCCCUGUUCACACACCUGAUGGGGAGCCUUGUGGAUUGCUGAACCAUAUGGCUUCUACUUGUCGAAUCACAUCAUAUUUUGAUUCCCGGGGAAACACUAGAGAUUUUUUCAAAAUAAGGAUGUCUAUUCUCAGUGUUCUGAUUGGAAUUGGAAUGACACCUGCACUACCAAAGCUUGUUCAAGCUGGUCCUCCUGAAGUUCUUUCUGUUAUUUUAGAUGGUCGUGUUGUAGGCUCCAUACCUUCUAGUGAAGUUGAAACAGCUGUCAAUCAUCUAAGGAGAUUAAAAGUGUCUGCGAUUUCAGUGAUUCCUGAUGAUCUGGAGGUGGGAUACAUUCCUUUGAGCAUGGGUGGUGCUUAUCCUGGUUUGUACCUGUUCACAUCUCCUUCUAGAUUUGUUCGACCAGUUAGAAAUAUUUCUAUUCCUUCUGAGGAAGGUCAUGAUAUUGAACUCAUUGGGCCUUUUGAACAGGUUUAUAUGGAAAUAAGAUGUCCUGAUGGUAGCGAUGGAGGAAGGAGGAAUAUUUUUCCUGCAACUCAUGAAGAGAUCCAUCCCACUGGAAUGCUCAGUGUUGUUGCUAGUCUUACACCUUGGUCGGAUCACAACCAGAGCCCGCGUAAUAUGUACCAGUGUCAGAUGGGAAAACAAACAAUGGCUUUCUCUUCACAAGCAAUUAACUGUCGGGCAGAUCAAAAGCUAUACCAUCUUCAGACUCCUCAAACUCCCAUUGUUCGUACAAGUGCAUAUGUGAAGUACAGCAUGGACGAAUUUCCAACAGGGACAAAUGCAAUUGUUGCUGUUCUAGCAUAUUCAGGAUACGAUAUGGAGGAUGCUAUGAUUUUGAAUAAGUCAUCUGUGGAUAGAGGGUUGUGUCAUGGACAAAUAUACCAGACAGAAACUAUCGACUUAUCUGAUGAAAACAACAAAUCAGAUCGUGGCCAAAGAAUGUUUAGAAGAAGUAAUGUUGAUAAGUCAGCAAAUUCCUUGAUUGAUUCAGAUGGACUUCCAUAUGUUGGUCAGAUGAUAAAUCCAAACGAACCAUAUUGUAGUAUCUAUAAUGAAGUAACAAGCUCAACAAGGGCUACCAAAUUAAAGGGUUCAGAGCCUGUUAUUGUUGACUAUGUUGCUCUUGAUGUGAAAAAUAAAAAGCAUCCUCAAAAGGUGAAUAUUCGUUUUCGGCGUCCUAGAAAUCCUAUUAUUGGUGAUAAAUUUAGUAGCAGACAUGGGCAAAAAGGUGUUUGCUCGCAGUUGUGGCCAGAUAUCGAUAUGCCAUUUUCAGGAGUUACUGGAAUGCGCCCAGACCUUAUUAUUAAUCCCCAUGCAUUUCCUUCAAGAAUGACAAUUGCAAUGCUUUUGGAAUCUGUUGCUGCUAAGGGAGGUAGCUUACAUGGAAAAUUUGUGGAUGCAACGCCAUUUUCUGACUCAUUAAGGAAAGCUAAUGGAGAAGCAGGAUCUGAAUCAAGUUCACUUGUUGAUGAACUGGGUUCCAUGUUAACCUCUUAUGGGUUUAAUUACCACGGUGUAGAGGUAUUGUACAGUGGAGUUUAUGGUACUGAACUCACAUGUGAGAUUUUUAUUGGACCUGUUUAUUAUCAGCGACUCCGGCACAUGGUCUCAGACAAAUUUCAGGUUCGCUCCACAGGAACGGUAGACCAGGUUACUCGACAACCUAUUAAAGGAAGAAAGCGUGGUGGGGGUAUCCGUUUUGGAGAAAUGGAACGAGACUCCAUGCUUGCACAUGGGGCUGCAUAUUUAUUACAUGACAGGCUUCAUACAUGCUCUGAUCACCACAUCGCUGAUGUGUGUUCCCUAUGUGGAAGCAUCCUCACAACAUCAAUCAUCCAGCCACAAAAGCGAGCAGUGAGAGAGAUCGGAGGACUACCUCCUGGGAGGGCUCCCAAAAAGGUCACUUGCCACGCCUGCCAGACAAGUAAAGGAAUGGAGACAGUCUCAAUGCCCUACAUUUUUAGAUUUUUGGCUGCAGAAUUAGCUGCUAUGAACAUAAAAAUGACCCUUCAGCUAAGCAAUGGAGCAGGGGCCUGAUAUCAACUGCAGUCAAACCGCACCAACUGGUGGGUUGGAAAAUUUUGGUAAAUCCUUGUUCAGCCCAGAACACUAAAACUGAGAGAAAUAGUAAAGGCAUGAUGGACUGAGGUCUCAUAUUGCAACAAACACCAGGUAAAAUUAUUUCUGAAAGAAAAACUAGUAGAACAAAAGAGGAGACGAAGAUGAAGAUGAAGAUGUUGUAUCUGUAUUUGUUAACCCGGCAGUUGGGUUCUUUUUGGUCAGGAUAUUGGUUUAGUGUAAAAUUGUAACCGGGUAUUAUGGUGGGAUUUGUUUUGUAAUGUAAAAAUUUUGUUAUAAGAUAUGUUUUGGUUGGCAUGCAUC
Vitis riparia (riverbank grape) is the source of this 3962-nucleotide messenger RNA. RefSeq names its product DNA-directed RNA polymerase I subunit 2. The record is from RefSeq and is a predicted model, not a curated record. Gene Ontology annotation, molecular function: DNA binding; DNA-directed RNA polymerase activity; ribonucleoside binding. The coding region runs from base 108 to 3617 and encodes 1169 amino acids. Gene Ontology annotation, biological process: DNA-templated transcription. Gene Ontology annotation, cellular component: nucleus; RNA polymerase I complex. NCBI's taxonomy places the organism in Eukaryota, Viridiplantae, Streptophyta, Magnoliopsida, Vitales, Vitaceae. The transcript has 28 exons.